This is a messenger RNA of Antechinus flavipes (yellow-footed antechinus), 1506 nucleotides long. It is a transcript of the gene SDHAF4, whose product is annotated as succinate dehydrogenase complex assembly factor 4. The coding region runs from base 136 to 462 and encodes 108 amino acids. Gene Ontology annotation, biological process: mitochondrial respiratory chain complex II assembly. Gene Ontology annotation, cellular component: mitochondrion. Lineage: Eukaryota; Metazoa; Chordata; Mammalia; Dasyuromorphia; Dasyuridae. The record is from RefSeq and is a predicted model, not a curated record. The transcript is spliced from 3 exons.
GGGGAGAUACCUUUUCCGGCUCCACCCACGCGCUGCGUGCGAUCGCCUCUUGGCGGAGGGGGAGCGGCCUAUCGGCCGCAAGGCCAAAGAAAGUGACUGCUGGAGGUUGGGAGAUAGCCAUCGCGCGACUUUGCCAUGGCUGCUGUGCUGGCACGGCUGUUCUUUCUGGGUCCUUAUUCUAGCGUUUCGUGGACCCCGGUGAUAACAAGAUUCCUGAGUAAUUCUUUGGGAAGAGCAAAUUCUAGUCAAGGACAAUCUAGACCAAGCAAGCAAGAACUUAAGAAGCCCAAAUUACCACAAGGACGAUUUGAUUCUCCAGAAGAUUCCAAUUUAGAACAAGAACCACUAGAAAAAUUUCCAGGUGAUAUCAAUCCUCUUACAAAGGAAAAAGGUGGCCCCAAAGGUCCUGAACCUACUCGAUAUGGAGAUUGGGAACGAAAAGGACGUUGUGUGGAUUUUUAAUGGUCUCUGACUCUUGACAAACUGGUCUCUUCUUCUAAAUGUUGUAUAUUUAAUUUAAGUUUUGCGUAUUUAAUUUCUUUGUGUUCCUUUUUUUAAAAAAAAUUUUUUUUAAUCAUCUGAUUUGGAGAAUGUUAGUCCAAAAAAGAUUACGCUUGGGAAAUAUUUCUGCAUUAGCAUAUUUAUUAUACAGAUUUGUUAAUGAAGAGAUGAUGUUCAGGACUGCCUGUUAAUUUAUCAGUUAACAUUGCAUAUAAGUUCCAUAAUUUAAUUUUUAUGGGGUGAAAGUGAUUCAUUGUUUGAAAAGGUUUUACUGAGAAAUAAAAUGUUGUAAAUUCCAAGAUGUAUAUUGCAUUAUCUGCAAAGAAAAGUUUUGCCAAGCAGAUUAUUGCAUAAAAGCCUAACAUUUCAGUUAAACAAGUCCUUAUAGAAUGCUUUCUCAAUGCCUAACAUCAUGCUAGAUUGGGGAAGGAGAAAUACAGAAGAAAAAAGAGGCACAGACCCCAGCCUUCAGGAGUUUAUGGUGUAUUGGGGAAAAUAAUUUUCCAAGUUGUGGAUUGUAUCACAUUGGUAAGAGACAAGUCUGUGGAGUUGAAAAAAUUUGGAACAGUGACCAAAAUUAUUGGAUAUUUUAAAAUAUUCGUGCAUAAAUAAAUCCAUUUAUUUAAUUGGAAAUAAAGUUCAAAUUAAAAUGUAAACUAGCAUCAAAUUCUCAGUAGUUGAUAAGAUUGCAGAAAGGGAGGAUGCCAGUAGAGCUGGAGGCAGUGUUUCCCAGCAUAGGUGGCUUACAGAGAAUAAGUGGUUACAAGAGGAAAUUACCUGGUCCUUUGACUAAAGGGAGGGAUUGAACACUUUUAUCUCCCAGUGCUGCUUGAAUACUCCCCACCAAAUUUUCUUACUGAAGGAGGACUGAAGGAGAUUAAAUAAUUGGCAUUGGGAGCCAUAAGCAUUCAACCCUUUGUGCUGAUGGAGGAAACUAAUCUUUUGACGAUUCAGUUCCUUGAUCAUUUGAUAUUUUGUUACUUUUAAUUUAUGUGUAAGUUUUAU